AUCACCACUUCAAGAUGGCGGCCCAAUUUCUCGCGUCACUGCAGCCAAUGCUGUGUCUACCUAUAACAUGUCUCUGGUCUUGUCCAUACAUAACUCUGAAAUAGUUUAUACACUGCUGCCAUCUAGUGGAUAAAGUCUGCAACUACUUCUAAAUGUAAUAUCCAGCCGUUAUAAACGCCUAAUUAGAAUCAUCAAAUCGUCCAAUUCAGACUAUUUUUAAAAUUCAUUUCGAACAACAUUCAGGACGAAAGUGAUGAAUAUUAACGACUCUGAACAGAUUUUGUUCAAAUGUCAUCGUUCAAAAGUCUAAAAUGGCGGCCUAUGUGCGCAUGCGCACUUCGCGCGUUGUUGUUUUGUGGAAGCCUCGUCGAAUGUCCUUCUUCUCUUUUACAUCCACAUUUUAGCUUUUGGGAUUGUGUGAACAUGUGCAAAGUAGAAAUGCUGAGAGUGUUGGUGAAGCAGCGACUAACUGCUGCUGUGGAAGAAAUAUUUGUAGUGUUAGAAAGAACCAUAGCAGAAUACGAGGAGGAACUUUCUAGAAGAAAAGAGGAGAACGAGCGACAACGUCAACUACUGGACGCUCUUUUCAACAAACAUCAACAAACAGUCGGUGAAGAACAUCUUCCUCCAGAUCAACAAUAUUGGACCUCCAAGAUGGAACAGGAGGAGACAGAGCCCCCCUGCAUUAAAGAAGAGGACGAGGAAGCUGAUAUCUCUCAUUUCCCAGUGACUGGUGUCCCUGUGAAGAGUGACGAUGAUGAGGGCCAAGGUGAAAGUGAGGAGAGGAGAGAGGCGGAGCCUCCAAGCAGCAGCUCACCUUCAAGACAAGGUGAUGGAGACCACUGUGGAGGAUCCCAAGCAGACUUAGCUCCACUGUCAGAUAGUGAGCAGACAACAACACCCUCUCCUGACACUGAUGAUGAAGAUUCUAAAGCUGAAGCUGGAGUAAAUUCCUUCCCGUGCUUGGUUUGUGGGAAAGCGUUUACCCGAAAUGCACAUUUGAUAUCACACAAAAGAACACACACGGGGGAAAAACCUUUCGUUUGCUCCGUUUGCGGUAAAAAGUUCACUGAAAAGGGCGGCCUGAAGAAACACACGAGAACGCACACCGGGGAAAAACCGUUUUCCUGCUCGGUCUGCAAAACGAGUUUCAGCGACCAUUCAGCGUUGGCGAGGCACACGAGGAUACACACCGGGCAGAAACCCUUUUCCUGCGCCGUCUGCCACGCCAACUUCCGCCAGCGGACAGCUUUGGUGACCCACACGAGACGGCACACCGGGGAGAAACCGUUCUCUUGCUCGGUCUGCCAAACACGUUUCAGGGUUCAGACGUCCUUGAAUCAACACAUGAGGACGCACACCGGAGAGAAACCUUUUGGCUGCACUGUCUGCGACAAAAGAUUCUCCCAAAAGUCAACGCUGACUGAACACGCCAGGUUGCACACCGGAGAGAAACCUUUCGCCUGCUCAGUGUGCGACAUGAGCUUCAGUUACCACUCGUCGUUCAUCCAACACAGGAAAAGACACACACGGGAGAGUUUAGCUGUGUAUUACCGUAAAGAACAUCUCCCCCCCUCUGAGCAGCAGAAGUGGCGUUCCAGGAAGGAGCAGGAGGAGCCAGAGCCCCCUCACCUCGAUGACAUCAUGACACAGGUGGGGAGGACAGAUGCUGACGGAGACCAGAUAGAAAAUGACAUCAUGAAACAGGAGGUGAAGAAUGAUGCUGACGAAGACCAAAUGGAAAACCUCCUACCUCCACUGUCAGAUUGCGAGGACAUGGCGUCAAACCCUUCUGACGUGGAUGAAGAUUCCGAAGCCGAAGCGACGUGUCAACCUGACGCCACGCGCUUGACGUGCUUUCACUGUGGUGACACCCUCAGGAGCCAGCUCCUCCUGGAGGAACACGUGAAGCGUCACACGGCCGACAAGUCCAUGCAGUGCACCAGGGAGGAGAACCUCUUCAAACAGGAAGUCCAGACAGGAGUUAAUGGAGACCAACUAGAAAACCUCCUACCUCCACUGUCAGAUUGUGACGGCAUGUCGUCCAACAUUUCAAGUUCCGACUCGGAUGAUGAAGACCCAGGAGCUGACGCUGACGCCGACGCACCCUUGGUGUUCUCUCACUCCGGCAAAACCUUUGACACGGUCGAUGAAGACCCCGGAGCCGAGGCCGACGCACCCUUGGUGUUCUCCCACUCCGGCAAAACCUUUGACUCGGUCGAUGAAGACCCCGGAGCUGAGGCCGACGCACCCUUGGUGUUCUCUCACUCCGGCAAAACCUUUGACACGGUCGAUGAAGACCCCGGAGCCGAGGCCGACGCACCCUUGGUGUGCUCUCACUCCGGCAAAACCUUCGAGAGCAAGAGUCUCCUGAACGAGCACAUGAAGUGUCACGCGGCCGUCAAAACCGUGAAAUGCACCGUCUGCGGGAAACGCUUAAGCAAGGGCCAUUUCGCCCGGCACCUCAGGCUGCACACGGGAGAGAAACCGUACGAAUGCUCCGUCUGCAGCGAGAGGUUCAUGCGGAGCGAAGCCAUGAAUCGGCACAUGAGGAAACACACCGAAGGGAAGCCGUAUCGCUGCGCCGUCUGCAACGCGGAGUUUUCCAAUCGCAGCGGGCUGAUCCGCCACAAGCGGAAGCACGAGGACAUGAAACGAUUCUUCUGCUCCGUGUGCAAGACGUCCCUUCCCGACCGCACCAGUUUGAUCGAACACACGGGAAAGCACGUUCACGAGGAAGUCCACGAGGAACAUCUUCCUCCUGAGUGUAGCUCCGUGAUGGAGCGGGAGGAGUCAGAGCCCGCCCACAUUAAAGAGGAGGAGUCAGAGCCCGCCCACAUUAAAGAGGAGGAGUCAGAGCCCGCCCACAUUAAAGAGGAAGAGGAGGAGCACAGCAUCAGUCAGGAGGUGAGUGUCCCUGUGAAGAGUGAAGAAGAUGAAGAAGGAAACGAGAUGUCAGACAGCGAGGACAGAACAUGUCUUUCUGAGGAUGAAGAGCCUGAAGGCGAGGUCAACAACACCCGCCUGAAGUGCUCUCAGUGUGACAAAAGCUUCAGUUGCAAGAAGUACCUGCGCGGACACCUGAGGAUCCACACCCGGGAGAAACCCUUCAGCUGCUCCUUCUGCGGCAAGAGAUUCAAACUGAAGGAACACGUCACCAGUCACAUGCGGAACCACGUUGAGGAGAAACCCUUUUCCUGCGCCGUGUGCCAGACCAGCUUCAGCGUGCCCUCGGCGUUGGCCAUGCACAUGAGGACGCACACGGGGGAGAAACCCUACAGCUGCCCGGCGUGCGGGGAGAAAUUCUCCCAAAAGGGGAACCUGAAGAGACACUCCAGGACGCACUCGGGGGAGAAACUCUUCGACUGCGCCGUGUGCGGGAGACGCUUCUCUCAGAAGGGCCACUUGAUGUCGCACGCGCGGACGCACACGGGAGAGAAACCCUUUUCCUGCUCGGUGUGCAGCACGCGCUUCAACGUCAGGUCGGCGCUGGUGAGGCACGUGAGGACACACGCUCGCCAGACUUCCUCACUAAAACGCUGAAAACAACUCAGCAGUAUCACCUACACACUGAUAACAGCUAUCCAGUAUCACGCUGAUAACUACUAAGCAGUAUCACCUACACACUGAUAACAGCUAUCCAGUAUCGUGCUGAUAACAACUAAGCAGUAUCACCUACACACUGAUAACAACUAACCAGGGACGGCAUGGCGUGGUUGGGAGAGUGGCUGAGCCAGCAACCUGAGGGUUCCUGGUUCAUUCCCCACCUUCUAACAUCCUAGUCACGUCUACUGUGUCCUUGAGCAAGACACUUCACCCUUGCUCCUGAUGGAUCCUGGUUAGGGCCUUGCUUGGCAGCUCCCUCCAUCAGUGUGUGAAUGGGUGAAUGUGGAAAUAGUUUCAAAGCGCUUUGAGUUCCUUAAAAAAGGUAGAAAAGCGCUAUAAAAGUAUAACCCAUUUACCAAUAUCAUGCUGAUACCAGUAUCACUCUGAUAACAACUAACUAGUAUCACCUACACACUGAUAACAACUAACCAGUAUCAUGCUGAUAACAACUAAGUAUAAUCACUUACACACUAAUAACAGCUAACCAGUAUCACGCUGAUAACAACUAACCAGUAUCACCUACACAAACAACUAACCAAUACCAUGCUUAUAAUAACUAACCAGUAUCACUCACACACUGAUAACAAAUAACCAGUAUCACGCUGAUAACAACCAACCAGUAUCACCUACACACUGAUAACAGCUAACCAGUAUCACGCUGAUAACAACUAACCAGUGUCACCUACACAAACAAGUAACCAAUAUCAUGCUGAUAACAACUAACCAGUAUCAUCUACACACUGAUCACAACUAACCAGUAUAAUGCUAAUAACAACUAAGUAGUAUCACCUACACACUGAUAACAGCUAACCAGUAUCACGCUGAUAACAACUAACCAGUGUCACCUACACAAACAACUAACCAGUAUCACUUACACACUGAUAAGAAAUAACUAGUAUCGCGCUGAUAUAAACCAACCAAUAUCAUCCACACACUAACUAACCAGUGUCACACAGAUAACAACUAACCAGUAUCACUUACACACUGAUAAGAAAUAACCAGUAUCACGCUGAUAAAAACCAACCAACAUCAUCUACACACUGAUAACUAACCAGUGUCACACUGAUAACAACCAACAGUAUCACCUACACACUGAUAACAAUUAACCAGUAUCACCUACACACUGAUAACAACUAACCAGUAUCACCUACAAACUGGUAACAAUUAACCAGUAUCACUUACACACUGAUAACAACUAACCAGUAUCACUCUGAUGGCAACUAACGAGUACCAUGCUGAUCACUACUAACCAGUAUCACCUACACACUGAUAACAACUAACCAAUAUCACUCUGAUGGCAACUAACGAGUACCAUGCUGAUCACUACUAACCAGUAUCACCUACACACUGAUAACAACUAACCAGUAUCACUCUGAUGGCAACUAACAAGUACCAUGCUGAUCACUACUAACCAGUAUCACUUACACACUGAUAACAACUAACCGGUAUCACUCUGAUGGCAACUAACAAGUACCAUGCUGAUCACUACUAACCAGUAUCACCUACACACUGAUAACAACUUACCAGUAACACGCCGAUAACUAACCAGUAUAACCUGCACAAUGAUAACAACUAACCAGUAUCACAGUGUUAAAAACUAACCAGUAUCACACUGGCCACAACUAACUAGUAUCCCGCUGAUAACUAAGCAGUAUCACCUCCACACUGAUAACUACAACAAACCAGUAUCAUGCUGAUAACGAUCCUAUCAGCUGCUUUCUUUUUCUGGCAUUUAAUACUACUACUGUUAAUAUUCAUGUUUUACUUGUAGUUUUUGCUCAUUUUACUACUUGUAUUGUUAAUAAUACUAUUGCUUUACAUGUUGUUGUUUUUUUUUACUAAUUGUAGUAUUUUACUUGUUUUGUUGCUACUGGUAGUACAAUACUUGUAUUGUCACCAACAUUAGUACUUUGUAUUGUUAGUAACAAUACUAAUUAGCAAUACUAGUACUUUAUUUGUACUCUUCCUAAUAAUAAUACUUUACUUGCUAUUAGUAUUUUACUUGUGUUAUUGCUAAUUAGUACUUUAUUUGCAUUGUUAGUAAGAACACAAGUAAGGUACUAAUUAGCAAUAUCAGUACUUUAUUUGUACUCUUACUAAUUAUAAUACUUCACUUGCAUUGUUACUAAUAGUUGUGGUUUUCUUGUAUUGUUACAAAUGUUAGUAUUUUAUUUGUAUUGUUGCUAUUAUUACUAUUUUACUCGUAUUGUUACUACUAUUAGUAUUUGUAUUGUUGUUAAUAUUACUAUUUUACUCGUAUUGUUACUACUAUUAGUAUUUGUUGCUAAUAGUACUUUACUGGUAUUGAUGUCAAUAGUAGUAUUUUACUUGUUUUGUAACUAAUUAAUACUUUACUUAUAUUAUUACUGGUAUUAAUACUUUGCUUGUUUGAUUACUAAUAUUAGUACUUUAAAUGUAAGAAGAGUACUUCACUUGUCUUGUGAAAACACAAAUGCACUUUUGUAUGCAAUGCAGAUUUUUAUCGUAUAUUUCCCGCAGCCACAGCGGAUGACGUCAUCAUCUCAUUAGCAUAAUCGAAUUACGUCAUCGUCUUAUUAGCAUAAUUAGCAUGACGUGACACUGAGAGACAAUCCUGGAACAAAUCAUGAAAAGCGGAACUAAUACGUUUGGAAAUAAAAAAUACUUUUUCCAGUU
Nerophis ophidion (straightnose pipefish) is the source of this 6261-nucleotide messenger RNA. Its product is annotated as zinc finger protein 615-like. The transcript has 4 exons. The record is from RefSeq and is a predicted model, not a curated record. Bases 289 to 3543 code for a protein of 1084 amino acids. Gene Ontology annotation, molecular function: DNA-binding transcription factor activity; RNA polymerase II cis-regulatory region sequence-specific DNA binding. Gene Ontology annotation, biological process: regulation of transcription by RNA polymerase II. Lineage: Eukaryota; Metazoa; Chordata; Actinopteri; Syngnathiformes; Syngnathidae.